AUGCGGCGGAAAAUCCAGUCGCUCAUCGUCGGAUAUGGCGUGCCGGCCAUCUGGUUCACCAUCAACCCGAACGACAUUACGAACCCGGUGAAGCUGCGACUGGCGGCAUACCGCACACGCGAUCCCGACGCGGCCGAGGAGUUCUUAGAAGGCCUUGGGGAUGCGUAUAAGCGGGCACGGCUGGCGAUAUCGGAUCCCAUGAGCUCGGCCGUGUUCUUCCACCGCGAGAUGAAGCUGUUCUUCGAUCAUUACGUGAAGGUCGGUGAAGACUCGAUGCUUGCCGACAUCCACGGGGAGGAUCAGGCGGCGUAUCGCGAGCGAAUCGUCCGAUACAUCGAUAGCGUCUUCUCAGAGGAUCUGGACCAGGAAAGUUUUUGCGCCGUGCAAGCGGAGCGAUCUGUGACGGGCGGUAUUGGUUCCCUGCUGGACAACGCCGCGCAGUUCUCGGCCGCGUUUAUCGAGGAGGCCAACUUCUGUGCCGGCGCGACGCAGGAGGGCGGAAGGGGACCUCUGCCGGUUCAAGGCGCCAUGGAGGUUAGUCGACAAGACCGCCCUCACGGCAGACGGGUGCUGCAGAUCCGGAGGACACACAGCAUGGUCAAUCGAUGGAACGAGGCUAUUGCUGUCGGGCUCCGGCACAACCAUGAUAUUUCCUUCAUUGCGACGCAGCGCAAGACAAUGGCCCUCAUCUAUUAUGUCACGAACUACGCGACCAAGGUGGAGGACCCGGUGUGGAAGCGUGUGGCGGCCGCGGCCGAGCUCCUGGCCGCCUCAACAGGGAACAGGACGCGACAGUUCCUGAGAGUGGCGAACCGCGUGUUCACGGAGCGUCCGCUAUCACAGGUCGAGGUCGUCGCUCACCUUCUCGGAUAUCCGGCCGAGUUCACCGACAGCAGCGCGUGGGCGUACCUGAACUGUUCUCUGCUGUACUGGGAAGUCUUUCGGCAAUGGCGGCAUCUCCGAGAAGCCAGUGGCGCUGCGGCUAUGGAUGACACCUUGGAUGAGUCGGUGCUCAGGCGGCCGGGCAAGCACGCUACCGUCUGCCUCGACGGCUACCUGAGCAAGGACUUCACCUACGAUGACGAGUCGUGCUACCGGAGGGCAGCCGUGCAGCAUCUUGCGUUGUUCGUGCCGUGGGAGUCCUUCCUGGGCGAAGGAACAGGUGAGAUCAACAGCAUCUGGGCGCGGGCUCGAGACGCUAUGGCCCCGAGAAUAUCAUGUCUCGUCGACAACGUGCAGCUGCUUCGACGAUCCGCCGAAGACGCAAAACGCGACGCCAAGCAAUGGGCAGCCUCGUCCGGCGAUGGCGACCCGACGGUCGCACACGUCGAGGAGGGUGGAGCAGGCGAGGCGGGCGCGGAGUCUGCAGCGGUGCCAACUAAGUUAAAGAAGCUGCCGGGGAUCACCAAUUUCACGCACCAUACCACAAUCAAGCAUCACAACUUGAUCAAAGUCUGA
Molecule: messenger RNA, 1458 nt
Organism: Hirsutella rhossiliensis
Lineage: Eukaryota; Fungi; Ascomycota; Sordariomycetes; Hypocreales; Ophiocordycipitaceae
Product: PIF1 protein
Exons: 8
Coding region: 1-1458 (485 amino acids)
Source: RefSeq, a predicted model, not a curated record